Spizellomyces punctatus DAOM BR117 is the source of this 1826-nucleotide messenger RNA. RefSeq lists its product as uncharacterized. NCBI's taxonomy places the organism in Eukaryota, Fungi, Chytridiomycota, Chytridiomycetes, Spizellomycetales, Spizellomycetaceae. The record is from RefSeq and is a predicted model, not a curated record. The coding region runs from base 75 to 1721 and encodes 548 amino acids. The transcript has 7 exons.
CGCGCAUAUACAUAAAGCCUUCCGUGGUUGAUAGACACAUUGACAACGCAAUAACCGCGAGUGCCGGUCUCGACAUGCUGGGACUAAACACGUUUCGCUCUACUGUCCUCCUGCUGGUCGGGAUUGUAGCAUAUUUGUAUCUUUCCCCAGAUACCAGUAUUCUCAGACAGCGAGCAGUGCGUGCACCGCUCCCUUCGACCGACCGGGUUAUCUUUCCGGCAUUGGCAGAACAACUUGCCCGUGGGGGAACAUAUGAUAUCCAAUUUCAGUGCGGCGUUGAGCUUGCGUAUGUGAAUAUCGACCUGUAUGUGGUCCAGGGUGAGACAACCUAUGUGACUUAUCUGGCUACAAACGUCACCGCCCCCGCGGCGGGUAUAGGCAGUAUUCCUAUCAAAAUUGGAGACAAUAUGAGAACAGGAUCCAGUUUUGUUCUGAAAGUAUGGGGACCGCGAAAAGACGGAAAUGGCACAUAUGAAGUUCCCAACAGCGAUCAUUUCGCCAUCAUUGACCCUUCCGCUGGGGAAUGGAACAAUCCUGGACUCUCGUUGAAGGGCGGUACCCAAUUCUUUACAGGGCGCCAAGCGACGCUCAACUAUACUUUGGGCUCCGCCUUUGAUGGUGUCAAGAGCAUUCGGAUCGAUCUACUUUCAGCCGAGUGGAAAGACAUAUAUACCAUUGCUGACGGCAUACCAGCCUCCGGCCAUGCUGAUACAUACACGUUGGUCUGGCAUAUUCCAGCCUCUUUGCGCUUAUCCCAGUUCUAUCAUCUGCGCAUCACUGCCUCGGCUGCUACUUUGGUGAAGAAGAAUGCCGUUAAUGCUCCAGUUGAUGAUAACGGUGCCAUGCUCAGUUCCCCCGAAUUUGCCAUUUUCCCGCACACCGCCGUCAUGCAUCCGGCUAUGACCAUCAAUGCUCCUACGAAGUGGGUCACCAAUAGUACCGUUGUUAUUACGUGGGCAUUUCAACCAUCUCCGCUUGCGAACGUUGGCCAGUGGAAUAUUGAGCUAUACAACACCGCUUUAGGCACUGGACGGUCCCUGGGUGUUUGUCUUGGGAUAUUACCCAACCAAGGAUAUGGCGGCCAAUUUAGCUAUGUGGUUCCUCAGGAUCUACCUAGCGGAAUCUAUUUCCUACGCUUGUGGGGAUGGGGAACUACUCAACAGGCGUCUGACAACGUCGAUCCCGUCAGUGGAACCAGCGCCCUUAUAUACGUUACAGAUCAGGCUACUGCGUCAGCAUAUACGCUCUCGGUCAAUGCACCUGCGCAAUGGCCACAAACUAAAAACGUCUCUAUCUCGUGGAAUUAUAAGUCUGACCUGCUGAACGUCAGUGGGUGGAAUAUUGACUUGUUCAGAGAUAGUGUGGUGUACAAGCUGUACAAAGGGCUGACUACAAGUAGUUUACCUGCUAAUGCCACGAACUAUGGCUUGGUGGUCCCGAGCGACUGGCUUCUCGGUCAUGAUUAUGUUGUCCGCGUGUAUGGGUUGGUGCAAACGGGAAACCAAACUCAGGAGAUUGGGGCAUUUAGUGCCAUAUUUUCCGUUGUCGAACCAAACGGUAGUCAGACUACAACACGCAAAGGCAUUCCUGCCGGUCCCACCGCUAGUUCAGGGAUGCUGGCAAAUGCUGGAGGUCGGACAGUGGAUGUGGAUAAGAAUAUGGCGCUCACCACUGCCGCAGCUUUGGUUGGUAUGGGUCUUGUGGUGGUAUUGGCGUUGUAAAUCUGACCCAGAGAGAGACUGAGGGAAUAUAAACAUAGGAUUACAUAUAAUGUUAAUGUCUGUUAAUUCUCGUUCUGGUCAUCAAGACCGCCCUAUAUAUACCAG